UUUCCCUUCCCUCGGUAGCGCUCUGACGUGCACACCAUGUGACAGGCCUCCUGCUAUAAGCCGAGGAAAGGUCCGCCCUCUCCUGGACUCAGCCCUCGCCUCGCCGAGCUCGGUCCCUAGACUCUCACCCGUCCCGCACCGUCCCGGGCGCCCGACACUCUGACUUGCUCGCCCGGGGCCUCGCCACCCCCUCCUCACUGAUCGUGCGAGGCCCCGCUCCGCAAGGGGAAGGUCAAGUCCCCCCGCCUGGGACCGGAGCGCGCGGAGUCCAGCGAGUGCAGAGACCUUGCGGCUCUCGCGGCGGCGCAGGAGUUACAAAGUCGCGGCGCAAAAAGCCUCUGCCGCAGCCCGGCAGCUCCCGCGCAGCUCCAGCGGCGGCGGCGCCCCCAGCGUGGCGCCCCCGUGCCGGGCCCGCCGCCCGGGACCCGGGCUGGGGCGCGGCGGGAGCCCGGAGCCCGGCGCCCCUAUGCGCCGCCUCGCCGCCGCCGCGCUACAGCUAUGACCCUGAGCACGGAGAUGUCCGAUGCCUCCGGCCUCGCGGAGGAGACAGACAUCGACGUGGUAGGGGAGGGCGAGGACGAAGACGACGAGGAAGAGGACGACGACGAGGGCAGCGGCGGCGUGUCCCGCCUGGCGGUCCCCGCGCAGCGGCGGCGGCGGCGGCGCUCCUACGCCGGAGAGGACGAGCUGGAGGACCUGGAGGAGGAGGACGACGACGACGAUGACAUCCUGCUGGCCCCGCGCUCAGUGGCCUCCCCGGCGCCCCCGGGCCCAGCCCCAGUGGCGGGGGCCGGGGCCGGCGGGGGCGGCGGCGCGGGCUCGGGCGCGGGCGGCGGCGGCGGCGGGACCGCGGGCGGCGGCGCCAAGAACCCCCUGGUGAAGCCGCCCUACUCGUACAUCGCGCUCAUCACCAUGGCCAUCCUGCAGAGCCCCAAGAAGCGGCUGACGCUGAGCGAGAUCUGCGAGUUCAUCAGCGGCCGCUUCCCCUACUACCGGGAGAAGUUCCCCGCCUGGCAGAACAGCAUCCGCCACAACCUCUCGCUCAACGACUGCUUCGUCAAGAUCCCCCGCGAGCCCGGCAACCCCGGCAAAGGCAACUACUGGACGCUGGACCCCGAGUCCGCCGACAUGUUCGACAACGGCAGCUUCCUGCGCCGGAGGAAGCGCUUCAAGCGGCAGCCGCUGCUCCCGCCCAACGCCGCGGCCGCCGAGUCGCUGCUGCUGCGCAGCGCAGGGGGCGCGGCGGGCGCGGGCGACCCCGCGGCGGCCGCGGCGCUCUUCCCGCCCGCGCCCCCGCCGCCCCCGCACGCCUACGGCUACGGCCCCUACGGCUGCGGCUACGGCCUGCAGCUGCCGCCCUACGCGCCGCCCUCGGCCCUCUUCGCCGCCGCCGCGGCCGCCGCCGCCGCCGCCGCCUUCCACCCGCACUCGCCCCCGCCGCCCCCGCCGCCCCCGCCGCCGCACGGCGCGGCCGCGGAGCUGGCCCGGACCGCCUUCGGCUACCGGCCGCACCCGCUCGGCGCCGCCCUGCCCGCCCCCCUGCAGGCCUCGGCUGCCAAGGCCGGCGGCCCGGGCGCCUCGGCGCUGGCGCGCUCGCCCUUCUCCAUCGAGAGCAUCAUCGGAGGCAGCCUGGGCCCGGCCGCCGCCGCCGCCGCCGCCGCGCAAGCAGCCGUGGCCGUGCAGGCCUCGCCUUCACCCUCUGCGGGGACCCCGUCCGCGCCCGCGCCGGGAUCCGGCGGCGGCGGCGGCGGCGGCGGCGGCUGCGCGGCUCAGGCGGCCGUAGGCCCGGCCGCCGCGCUCACCCGCUCCCUCGUGGCCGCCGCGGCCGCCGCCGCCUCCUCGGUCUCCUCGUCCGCCGCGCUGGGGACUCUGCACCAAGGGACUGCCCUGUCCAGUGUCGAGAACUUUACUGCUAGGAUUUCGAAUUGUUAAUAACGCUAUGUUAGCGCGCUUGGGAAAGAGAAGCACGGCUAAGAGAGAUGACUUUGGAACCGAGAACGUCCAGAUGCCACAGCUGCCCGGGGUGGAGACGAGUUAGCAGGCGGAACCCAAACGGCCCAGGCACCGCUCGCAUGCCUCGCAGCCUUCUGUUGUCCGCGCUUUUAAGAGAAUGCUGGAUGGUGUGCAAUCUAGCGCUGGCCUCCUUUGGCGUCUGGAGGUGGGGUCCCGCAUCACCCAAGCCAGCUAGAGAGACCGAAAGACUGUGGUGCGUCCCUGAGCCCUAAGAAAAAGUAAGCUCAACCGGCCUGCUCACUGUCGAGUUUUGCCUCAUCACCUUCCGGGUUUGGGCUUCCACGGUAGGUGUUGCUGGCCCGGAGACGGAGGAGAUAGUGGGGAGCGAAGGCGGCGAGCCGGGCAGGGAGUGAGCGGUGGCGGACUACCGGGCGGCCGGGAACGCGGGGCUCGCCCGGUUGGCUGUGUGGACGAGCAGGUGCUGGAACAAAGGCCGCGGGGCUGCCGGGCUACCAAGGCCUUUGAUGGGCAAGGACGUCUCCUCCCGGGGCUCCUCAUUCGCAUGCAAAUCCAGCUC
Molecule: messenger RNA, 2530 nt
Organism: Prionailurus viverrinus (fishing cat)
Lineage: Eukaryota; Metazoa; Chordata; Mammalia; Carnivora; Felidae
Gene: FOXD1
Product: forkhead box D1
Exons: 3
Coding region: 499-1932 (477 amino acids)
Biological process (GO): regulation of transcription by RNA polymerase II; cell differentiation; anatomical structure morphogenesis
Molecular function (GO): DNA-binding transcription factor activity, RNA polymerase II-specific; RNA polymerase II cis-regulatory region sequence-specific DNA binding
Source: RefSeq, a predicted model, not a curated record